Chironomus riparius is the source of this 3207-nucleotide messenger RNA. NCBI's taxonomy places the organism in Eukaryota, Metazoa, Arthropoda, Insecta, Diptera, Chironomidae. The record is from the annotation of a GenBank genome assembly.
GAAGCAUUUUAGUUAAACAAUUAAAAGAAUUAGUAUCCGGUUCAGUUUCAAUAAAAAAUUUAAAUAAGUUUUAUAAGACGAAGAAAAAAACUUCUAAAAUGUCAUUAAACUUAAAUAUGAAGCAAGUAAAAGGCAAUUUGCAGCGUCUAUUUGAUAAGAAUUUGACUGAUUUGGUCAGAGGACUUAGGAAUAAUAAAGAUAAUGAGGCAAAUUACAUUGCUCAAUGCAUUGAAGAGAUCAAACAGGAACUGCGAAUCGACAAUAUUAGCGUUAAAUGCAAUGCAGUUGCGAAAUUAACUUAUCUUCAAAUGUGUGGCUAUGAUAUAUCAUGGGCUGGAUUCAAUAUUAUCGAAGUUAUGAGCUCCAAUAAAUUUACAUGCAAGCGCGUUGGAUAUCUUGCAGCCAGUCAAAGCUUCCAUCCAGGCACGGAUUUGUUGAUGUUAACGACAAAUAUGAUUCGAAAGGAUUUAAGUUCAACUAAUCAAUAUGAUGCUGGGGUUGCGCUGAGUGGUUUAAGUUGCUUCAUAUCUCCUGAUCUUUCGCGUGAUUUAGCCAAUGACAUUAUGACAUUAAUGAGUUCCACAAAACCUUACUUGCGAAUGAAAGCCGUCCUAAUGAUGUAUAAAGUCUUUUUGAAUUAUCCAGAAGCACUUCGACCUGCAUUUCCAAAAUUAAAAGAGAAAUUAGAAGAUCCUGAUCCAGGUGUUCAAUCUGCUGCUGUUAACGUUAUCUGUGAAUUGGCGAGGAAGAAUCCUAAAAAUUAUCUCUCAUUAGCGCCAAUCUUCUUUAAACUCAUGACAACAUCGACCAAUAAUUGGAUGCUCAUUAAAAUAAUUAAAUUGUUUGGCGCUUUAACUCCCAUAGAACCUCGUUUAGGAAAGAAGCUGAUUGAACCGCUUACGAAUUUAAUUCAUAGCACAUCUGCAAUGAGUUUACUCUAUGAAUGCAUCAAUACAGUUAUAGCUGUUCUUAUAAGCAUAAGCAGUGGAAUGCCUAAUCAUACAGCAUCAAUUCAACUAUGUGUGCAAAAAUUAAGGAUUCUCAUAGAGGAUUCCGAUCAAAAUUUAAAAUAUCUCGGGCUAUUGGCAAUGUCGAAAAUAUUAAAAACACAUCCGAAGAGUGUUCAGGCACAUAAGGAUUUAAUACUUGCAUGUCUUGAUGACAAAGACGAAUCAAUUAGAUUGAGAGCUUUAGAUUUACUUUAUGGAAUGGUUUCAAAGAAGAAUCUUAUGGAGAUAGUUAAUAAGCUUUUAGGACAUAUGGAGAGAGCAGAAGGAAGUGUCUACAGAGAUGAAUUAUUACUGAAAGUAAUUGAGAUUUGUUCACAGGAAUCAUAUCAACAUGUUACAAAUUUUGAAUGGUAUUUGACUGUCCUUGUUGAACUGAUACAAUUAGAAGCUGGAUCAAAGCAUGGAAGUGUUAUUGCUGAUCAAUUGUUAGAUGUUACAAUUCGUGUUGAAAGUGUUCGUAAAUUCUCCGUUAAUGAGAUGAUAAAUUUAAUUAAUUCGUUUCCAUCAUCGUCGCAAACGAGUACAAUGUAUGAAGUAUUAUAUGCCGCUUCAUGGAUAGUCGGUGAAUUUGCUAAUCAAUUAGAUAAUCCAGAAGAUGCUUUAAAACUUUUCCUACAAGAACGCUCCAUUCCGGGCCACAUUCAAGCUGUUUUUGUCCAAAAUUCUAUUAAAGUACUGACCAAUAUCAUUGAACGAGCUUGCGAAUCAGGAGAUUUGAAAUCAAUUGAAUGUGCUACUGAGAUAAUGGAACAAAAGUUGCAAUAUUUUAUAAGUUCAGGUGAUAUUGAAGUACAGGAACGAGCAUCAGCAACACGUGAAAUUAUUUUAGCAUUAAGUGAAGCUCUUAAUGGUGAAUAUGAAACAAAGAAAGUGACAAAUCAGGAUCUGUUGAAUGAUAUUGGUGAUCAAGAAAAUGGAAAUGUAAUAACGUCGAAUCUCCCAGCACAGCUUACUGACAUUUUAAAUGACUUCAAAUCGCUUUUCGAUGGAGAAUUACUUCCAGUAGUCGCAAAUGCACAACGCAAAGUGAAAUUUCCGGAUGGCCUUAAUUUAGAUGAAUGGAUUAAUGGUCCAAUAAGUGAAAGUUCUAGCGAUGAAGAGGAUGAAAGUAAAGGCGAUGGAUUAUUUGUCUCAGCAUCUGAAAAGACAAGCGAACGAGGCAGCCGUAAAGACAGUUUUGAACCAACUCCAGAGGAAUUAGAAAAGAUAAGAGAAGCUAGAAAGAUGUUGCAAGCACACAAUCCAAAUUACUUGAAAUCUUCGCCAUCGGGUAGUCGUCAGGCAAAUGACAAUGGUGAUUAUGACAAUAUCGAUGACAUCCCAAUUGCAGAAUUGAACCUUGACGUUCCACUUAAAGUUCAUUCCAAAACAAAGAGAUCUGAUAAAUAUCUAGAAGAGAGUCGCAAAGCUCAACGAAAGGAAAAUAAGAAAGAAAAUUCAAGUAAAAAAUCAAAGAAAAAAUCUUCAAAAAAGACUAAGAAGCCUGAUGUUGUGUCUGAUAGUGGAUCUGAAGAGGAAUCGAAACCAGUUCAUUUAGUUAAUAAGAUUGUGGAUAUGCCAGAAGGUGCAACAUUAUCAGAUUCAGAGGAUAAGAAUGUUUUAGACUUGAAUGAUCCACACAGAGCACUUGGAAAUAUAAAUUUGGAUGAUGUUGAGGAGUUUUAUGCACCACCACAAAGAACAAGUAAAAUAAAGCACGUUGAAGAGUCUGAAUCAUCAAAAUUAAAGGAGAAAUCUCAUCGUAAAAAGAAGGAAUCAAUUCCUGAGCAAAAUUUAAUGACAGAGGAAGUGAAUGUGAAGAAAGAUAAGAAAAAGCAUAAGCGAAAAAAAGAGAUUAUUAGCGAAGAUGUUAAUCAUGAGAAAUUAACGGAUAUACUCGAUGUAGAACAAAAGAUUAAAAAAUCUAAGAAAAAAUCAAAGGAAAGCGAUAAAAUGGACGCAGAAAAAUCCAAAAAGCAUAAGAAAUCAUCGAAAAAAAGUGAAUAUGAGGAGACAUUGUGAAACCUUUCAAAGACUUUGCAUAAAUCCUCCUUUUAUUUUUUUACAACCUAUGGAUAAUAUCUUAUUAAGCCUUCUAAGUAAUAAUUCUCUGGUUAUGACUAAUACAUAUUUAGAAGUGAAUGAAUGCUUCAUGCGUGCUUAAUUAAAUGAAUUUGUCUUUAACGAGAUUUCGAUUAACAUAUUGCCAAAAUUCUCU